AGAGGAGGCAGGAGGAGGCUUGAGAAAAUCAAUCCUUUUCUUUCUUUGUCGCCUGUGUUUGAGUUAUUGUGCAGUCACACUGAUCAAAAUCUGGGUUCUGAAUUGUGCAGUGUGGAAGAAUACAUUCUGGGCGUGUUUCAAUAGUGUCUUCACAGAGGGGACAGUUUUCUGCAGCUGUGGUGUCAGUGGAUGGAUGUGUUGUUCAGAGUGGCUUUUAGAAUCGGUGGGAGGGGGACGGUCAGGGGAUGAGGAUUCUGCCCUUGAAGGAGCUGGAAUCAUGCAGGAAACUCCUCAUUCUUCCUGUGCUGGCUGGGACACACCCUCUGGGUGGCACACCCCUCGCCGCGUCCAACCCAGCCCACAGACUCGUGGGAAGAAAGCCAGAGCCCAAGCCUUUCCUCCGAGGAGUGGAUGCAGCCCUUCCAAGUGCCAGCCACCCCUGGAAGAGAAGCUGAAACCUUCGAGCUUUGUGCCCCUUCACGACCUGGGAACCUGCUGAGCUCAUGGACACUCAUCACAUCCCCAAAGACAACCAAGUGGCUCACCCCCAGGACCCGCACCACCCGCCAGAGAAGCCUGUCAUUCACUGCCACAAAUGUGGGGAGCCAUGCAAGGGCGAAGUGCUUCGGGUCCAGACCAAACAUUUCCACAUCAAAUGUUUCACCUGCAAAGUGUGCGGCUGUGACCUGGCCCAGGGGGGCUUCUUCAUAAAGAACGGAGAGUAUCUGUGCACGCUGGACUACCAGAGGAUGUAUGGGACACGCUGCCACGGCUGCGGGGAGUUCGUGGAAGGAGAGGUGGUGACGGCCCUGGGCAAGACCUACCAUCCCAACUGCUUUGCUUGUACCAUCUGCAAGCGCCCGUUUCCACCCGGAGACCGAGUCACGUUCAACGGGAGAGACUGCCUUUGCCAGCUUUGUGCACAGCCAAUGUCUUCCAGCCCUAAAGAAGCCUCUUGCCCCAGCAAUUGUGCUGGCUGUGGACGGGAUAUCAAGAACGGACAGGCGCUGCUGGCGCUGGAAAAGCAGUGGCAUUUGGGCUGCUUUAAAUGCAAGUCCUGCGGGAAGGUCCUUACCGGAGAAUACAUCAGCAAGGACGGCGCGCCUUAUUGCGAAAAGGACUACCAGGGCCUCUUUGGGGUGAAGUGUGAAGCCUGUCACCAGUUUAUCACAGGGAAAGUCCUGGAGGUAAGGGACAGACGGGCUCCCCUCAAAGCCAGAGUCACUUUCCCCAAGUCCCUCCGAAACACACGGGUCUCUUUCCAUGUUUCCCGUCUUUUUCUCACGUGUGGAGGAAAGCAAGUCGUUUGCAGACUAGUCGCUUAGAGAACUAAUGUGUCGUCCUGUCUUCCCAGGCAGUUUCUACCCAGGGUUCCUAUGGGGUUUGGGAUGGAGAAUUUGCAGGAAAAAGGAAGGAGGAAUUAGGAAUUCAUAAUUAGGGAUUGUGGAAUUAUUCCAUCUUCUAUCAGGAAUUCUGUAGAAGGAAAGGGUAUACUAAAUUGUUCU
Phacochoerus africanus (Common warthog) is the source of this 1505-nucleotide messenger RNA. Its product is annotated as actin-binding LIM protein 1-like. The transcript is spliced from 6 exons. Gene Ontology annotation, cellular component: stress fiber; actin cytoskeleton. Gene Ontology annotation, biological process: cilium assembly; lamellipodium assembly. NCBI's taxonomy places the organism in Eukaryota, Metazoa, Chordata, Mammalia, Artiodactyla, Suidae. The record is from RefSeq and is a predicted model, not a curated record. Gene Ontology annotation, molecular function: actin filament binding. The coding region runs from base 504 to 1325 and encodes 273 amino acids.